Messenger RNA from Macadamia integrifolia, 1614 nucleotides. RefSeq lists its product as uncharacterized. Bases 1 to 1614 code for a protein of 537 amino acids. Gene Ontology annotation, molecular function: protein dimerization activity; DNA binding. NCBI's taxonomy places the organism in Eukaryota, Viridiplantae, Streptophyta, Magnoliopsida, Proteales, Proteaceae. The record is from RefSeq and is a predicted model, not a curated record. The transcript has 4 exons.
AUGGGAAGACAAAAAGAAAAGUUUUGGCAACAUGCUGAGCAACUUGAUAGUUCACAUUUCAAAUGCAAAUUUUGUGAAAAACAAGUUUAUGGAGGGGUCACUCGACUCAAGUAUCAUUUAGCUAAGGUUAGUGGUCAUGAUGUUGCCUCUUGUGAGAAAGUAUCAGAUGAUGUCCAAGCAGAAGCUCUUCUUGCUAUUAAUUCUGAAUCAAGUAGCAAAAAGCGGAAGAGUUGUACCAGUGGUGAGAGUAUAGUUGGUUCUUCUCCUUUAGUUAUAACUAGUCAAAGGCAGUCCACAAUGGAGGAAAUGAUCCCUAAGAUGGACAAAUCAACUUGGGAGAAAUCUCUUCGUGAUCUUUUUAUUAAAAAUAACAUUUCUUUCAAUGUUGUUCAAUCGGAUGCUUUCAUCAAUUUUGUGAAGUGCACAGCCCGUUAUGGUCCUAGUGUUCCUAUUCCAAGUUAUGGAACCCUUCGUGGAAGAAUAAUUCCUGAAGCAAGAAAGGAUCUUGAAAAAUAUGCUGAAGAAGUAAAAUUUUCUUGGAAGCAAACUGGUUGUACAUUCAUGUCUGAUUCAUGGACUGACUUGAAGAAGCGGUCUUUUCUUAAUGUGAUUGCUUAUUCCCCAGGUGGUGCUCUCUUUUUGAAGUCAGAGGAGUGUUCUCAUGCUAAAUUGACUGCUUUUUAUAUAUUUGAUAUUCUUGAGAAAGAGAUUGAAAGUCUUGGCCCAAAUUUAGUGGUUCAGCUAAUUUCAGACAAUGCAUCCAAUUAUUCAAGUGCACUUGAUAUGCUUACUAGAAAGUAUCGUUGGUUGUUUAAGACUCGAUGUGCAACCCAUGGUAUCAAUCUAAUGUUGAAGGAUAUCUAUGAAAAGUCAAUUGUUGAAGUGGAAGAGAAGCUUAGACUCCUAGUUGCAUCAGCUGAGUGGAGGAGUCUAAGAAAUUCGAGAUCUUUAGAAGCAGAACGAGUAGUGGACACCAUUCAAAGGGAGUCGUUUUGGAAUGAUUCAAAAGAGAUUUUGAGAUUUAUGGAACCAAUCAUUCGAGUUCUCCGUUUGGUUGAUGGUGAUGGAGCUACAUCAGGGUAUUUGUAUGAAGCAAUGGAAAGAGCAAGAGAGGUAUUGGAGAAGCAUUAUGAGGAAAACCACCGUGAAAGAUUCAAAAAGAUUCCUCAAAUGAAAGAUGCAACAGAUUUCAUUGGUGAAACAGUGGUUCCACAAGAUGAGAGGAGAGAAUAUUAUGGACAGCUGGCAAAGUAUGCCAUUCGAAUAUUGAGCCAACCAUGUAGUUCUUCAGCUUGUGAGAGAAAUUGGAGUGCCUGGGAUGCAGCACAAACCAAAAGGAGGAAUAGAUUGUCAGCAACAAUGUUAGAUGAUUUAGUCUAUGUGAGAAUGAAUUCGUUGAUGAUGGAAAAAAGGGGUGAACUUGAACAGAAAAACAUGUUACCCAUUAAUCUUGACAAUAUUAGUGUCAAUGAUUUUGAUCAGCGCAUUGAGGACGUUGAUAAAGAGUUAGAGAGAUUGUUGGAUGAUGUGGAUGAUAGCAUUGCUGAAGACUUGAUAUUUGGUGCAAGUGCUAGUUUUACUGAGAGCGAGACUCAACCCCCAGAUAGUAUAUAA